AUGGGGCGGGAGGAAGUGCAUAACAGGAUAGUCUGUGGUGCAUAUAUCCCGACGUCGGCAACUAGGAAAAAUAGUUAGCUAGGUUUAUGAUGGCAGGAGUAGGUGGCGACGCAGUAUCGUAGUACGAAAUAGAAAAGAAGAAAAAAAUAACAAAAACAUAAAAGUACUCAUGAUUUCCCCUCAUAUAACUCUUUAGACGGCGUCGAAACGGCCAUCUUUUCAAGCUAAAAAUCGAAUUUCCCUCGAGUUUUUGGCGUAUUAAAUGGAGGAGAAGAAGGAAGACGGCGACUCGGAGAUACAGGAACACGGACCCGAGCACUGGUUCUCAAAAUGGGAGCGACAGUGUUUGGCCGAAGCGGAGCAGAGGGAGCCGAGCGAGGAGGACGUCGACAACGAGCAGGAUAAACUGUGGCAUCUCUUCCAGAACUCCGCCACUGCCGUGGCACAGUUAUACAAAGACAGAGUAUGCCAUCAGCAGGGCCUGUCAUUGUGGGUGCCAUUUCAGAACGCUGCUACAGCAGUCACCAACCUUUACAAAGAGAGUGUCGAGGCCCAUCAGAGAAGCUUCGAUCGGGGCAUCCAGAUAGGACACCAACGUCGUAAUAAGGACAUGUUGGCCUGGGUGAAAAAGCGCCGGAGAACCAUCCGCAGGGAGGAUCUGAUCAGCUUUUUAUGCGGCAAAGCACCACCGCACAGAAGUAGCAGGGCCAACCCUCGGCUGGCCAUGGUGGCCCCCAGCCGCGCUAACUCACCAGCAGAGACUGGCUCAUCUGUAGAAGCGGACCUCCAGCCCUUCAGGGAGGCCAUAGCACUGCAUGGUCUGAGUGGUGCCAUGGCGAGCAUCAGCGUCCGCUCCGGUGCUCCGGGUUCUCCUACGCAUGUCAGUGGGAGUAGCAGCAACGGAGGUGGUGCGAGCGGAGGUGCUUCUUCCGGCUCUGGGCCGGUGUGCCGCAGCAGGCGUAACGGGCUCCAAGACGUCGACCUAAACACUUUCAUCUCAGAGGAGAUGGCGCUGCAUCUGGACUCUACUGGCGCCGCCUCUGCCGGAGGGGGGGGAGGAACCAGGAAACGAAACUCCACCCAAUGUAGUGAUGUCAUCACAGACUCCCCAACGCACAAACGCAACAGGAUGAUUUGAUCUGCCCCUGCCUACAUGCGAGGCGAGGGGAUGGUGGGUGGGUUAGCCUUCAAAGCCAAGGCUAGGAGAGGGGGCGGGGGGAUGGAUGGGCUCGUGUGGGACAUGUGCAGAUGUACAGUCACGCGCACUCGGAUGCUUCGGCUGAAGAUGAAAACGAGGACUGAAAGCUCUCGAAUUCUAGUCCUUGUCUCCUUUCCCAGCUCGUAUACUACAAAUCAUCGAUCUACAAUCAAGAACACUUAACGAGUGGGCGUGAGUGUGUGCACGUGACCAGGAAGCCACUUCGCACAUUCCUCAAACACCGCCCUGGAAAGGAGACAACGAAGAAAGUUCCCGACUUAUCCUGGGAUCCACACAGUUCUUGAGAGGGGCAAUAACGCUCCGUGCUGCUCGACAAGUAAAAGCCACUUUGAUCUUUGACACAUUUGUGCCCUUCCCUCCCUUAACCUCACUCAUCCUCACCCGCCACCUUAAUAAGGAAGUGAGGGCCAUGAUCAAAUCGCUUCACUCAGUGGAUUGUGUCGCUCGCCAAACGUUGGACCCGAGUCACCCCUGCGUUAACCCCACCCCCCUUUUUGUUACUUCAUCAUUGCAGCUCUUAGUUGGCGUAGCCUGUCAGUGGUGGAGCUAAAUCGCCUAGUAGGAGUAUGGGUGUGUGUUUGUGGCAUCAUGCUGCCUCAUCUGCCACUUUGUAAGCAGUUCAGUUUGUCUGGCUACUAGGUUGACGGCGUCUAACUACAACAGCAGGCUGUCAGUGUUUGGACAUCCAUUCAGACUUUAUUCUCUGCUAAGUGCUCUGCUUCUACGGUGGCUCGAUUUGUACUUCAGGCCGUCACCUUUUCUUUGUUUGUAGUUUUUCAACCACCAGUGUUAAAAUUCUAGGUUUGUUGCCACUGUUUGCAGCAGCUAUAGCCAAGUUAAUUUUCCGUUCUUUUUCCACUUUUUUUCCUGUUGUUGUUGCUGUUGAGGAUAAUGGAAAAGGAAUUGUAUUCUCUUUGUUUAUGCAGCUUCUCCAACAGCCCCUUACCCCCUCUGCUCUGGUCUUAUUAUGAAAGCAGCUGCUGUUUUCCCGUCGUCGUGGGAUGAUUCUGAUGAGUUGCAAUAAGGAUUUUUUUGCACUUAGUUUUCACUUCUGACUCAUGCAAAUAAAUCGGCUCUUCCAUUUUUAUUCCAGCUGUACCUUUGUCCGGCCCUAAACGUGCACACUUAUGAGUUGUCCACACACUACAUUCACCUCUUUUCUACAAAUAGCGGCGCUGAUGUAAUCAUGCAUUUCAGCCAGGCGCCACAGCACCGCUCAUCAAAAUUAGAACCACUCAUGCUGAUGGCAGUCGUCAGAUUCAGUGUCCACCGUGCUUUUCAAGAUGCUCGAUAACAUUUAGCCCUCUAACUUGAUUAAAAACGUGGGCAGUUUCCCAGGAAAAACUGGCUCGGCGCCGCUUUUGUGGAAUAGAGGUUUAAGUGUGGGGAUGCUUAGAAAUAAAACAGGAGCUCUCGCACUCACUUGAUUUUUGUCACUUCUUCAAAAUUAUUUGAACACGUCGCAGAGACUGUUUGACAUAUGGUGUAAGAUAUUGGAAGAAAAAGCCGAACUUAAUUUUUUAGGCUUUAGAAGUGGUGGCACGCUCAAAAACAACCACCAAACAUGCCACCCGGCGCACACGAGGUAACUGGGCCAGCGUGUCGGAUGGGAAGAUGGAUGCUGUCUGUAUUUUGUGAAAGGGGUGUGUGCAUUAAUAAAAUGUGGAUGGGUUCGUUUUUUUGUUUUGUUUUUUUAAACUUGGUACAGAACGAAGUAACAUGGGGUUGAGUUUCAUUCCUACAAUGGUUGUUUACUUCCAACAUUCAGUGAGGGAGCAGAGCAGGAGACAUUAAUGGCACAUGAGUCAAUAAACGGGGUAAAACAAAGCAAUAGGAAUCGGUUUGUUUUAGGAUGUUAACGUGAUGUUAUCAGAGCUAAACCUGAGCAUGUUUGUGGGUGUAAAUGAUUAAAGAAAUCUUGAGUUGUCUCAGUAUUACAGCGCGCUGUUCUACCUGUAUUACGCACAGGAAGUGACCAGUGUGGUGUUAAUGUUUCCUGCUUUCUUCUCCGUUUGUUCCUCAUGUUGACUCCAGUUCUCUCCCUUUCACAUUUUAUGGCCUGUGAAGUGGCCUUUAUUUAGUUGUAUAAAGCAUGCCAGUUUGGUUUUUUAUUUUGUUUUUUUUAACUUAAAUUCUGGUCACCGAUUUCAUUUUGCGUUUUCUUUUUUGUGCUCUAGGUUGCCUUUUAUGUUCCUAUGAUUUCAGGCUUUUCAGUAGGAAAAAGAACCCGGGUGAUGUUUGGCGAUCUGUCAAAGUCCUGGAUCUGUGAAACCGCUGAGACUCAAAAUGUAAGCUUGGUAUUGAACACCUCAGCUUUGCCUGCAGAGGGCGGAGGGGAGGUGGGGUUUAAGUGUCUGGUAAGCUGAGCUGCUUCAGCCAUCACUGAUUCAGUGAAUAAUCUUAACAUAGGACCCAACCUUGAUUCUUAAACAGACAAAUGUGCCGUAAAGUCACAUUUCAGGUCGUGUGCAGUUAAACCUCUGAGUUUCAACUUUGGCAAACAAAAAAAAGUAUUUAAAUUUAUUUUGUUUUAGGUGGUGUAGCUCCUGAGGACUGACUGGUCUGCUUGCCCACACGCUCUUCAUUAAAGCAGAGGAAUGCAUUUCAAAAUGUUCUAGUUUUCUUCUCUUAGACGCUUUGGCUCGCUGUUCUGUGUCUAACACUUCGGCAGUAUUGUUUCUGAAACGAAACGAGGUGUUCGGCUACAAACUAGUAGCUUCACCCGCCUGCUGUUUCUGUUCCACGUCAUGUCAGUUACAGGGAAGUGUGUGUGCUGACAGGAAAAGCACUUAAAGAUUGAGCCUAUCAAAGGAUGUCUUCUUCCCAAAGGUUUGAUUGAAGAGUUUGAUAAGAGCAGGAUUGUGCCGUCUUUGCAGUCCCACUGUUAAACCUGCGGAGUUGACCCCCGCUCCCCCUCCUCAGAUCAGCUUGGGGUCACCCUGUUUUCUGUUUCUUCCCUGAGCCAGUCGCAGCCUUCAUCCGCAUUGUUUCAUCAGGGUGACUCAUGCCACAAAGUCUCUGGAGCCAACACUAUCAUCAGCUGUUUCUUAUUUGUUUAAAAAGGUAAUAAAUGGCUAAUCUAUAUACUGAACAUUUAAUUGUUGGUAUGAUAUAUGUGGUUCACAUUGUAAAGGAAAUAAAACCAUUGAAUCGCAA
Molecule: messenger RNA, 4375 nt
Organism: Maylandia zebra (zebra mbuna)
Lineage: Eukaryota; Metazoa; Chordata; Actinopteri; Cichliformes; Cichlidae
Gene: hapstr1a
Product: HUWE1 associated protein modifying stress responses a
Source: RefSeq, a predicted model, not a curated record